Messenger RNA from Zea mays, 2036 nucleotides. RefSeq lists its product as uncharacterized. Lineage: Eukaryota; Viridiplantae; Streptophyta; Magnoliopsida; Poales; Poaceae. The record is from RefSeq and is marked validated. Gene Ontology annotation, cellular component: plasma membrane; plastoglobule. The coding region runs from base 151 to 1800 and encodes 549 amino acids. The transcript has 11 exons.
UUCACACUUGGCUCCCUCGCUCGCUCGCUCGCUCGCACUGACAACCUGGGUGGCCGGCUGGCCGCCACCGCACACCUCUGCUGUGGUCUACCGCCCCUCUUCGCUCCCGCUCCCGUCGUCGGUGAGCCGCGCCCGUCCACCCUCUCACCGAUGGCUUCGGCGGCCGCGAGGGGCGCCGCGGUGCGCUCCCCUCUCCUCGUCCACCACCGCGUCCCCCUGGUACAUCCCAGCGGGGGAGGCUCGCUCCGGGUCGGCUGGCCCGGAAUUGGGCCCGGACGGGAGGGGCGGCGGCGGGGCGCCCCGGUUGGGGCUAGGGUUUUCGCGCGCUACUCCCAGGCCCAGGACUUCUCCACACGCCUCCAAGAUAGAGCUGGUGAGCUGCCUAAGUUAGUCGAGGACCUUAUCCAGACAUCGAUUAGCACAGGGCCUCGAGGUGCUUUCAGGAUGGCCCAAGGGAUCCAAGCUGUGCUUGGGGUUGGUGGGGAGUGGCUGAAUGACCUCUCAAAGACAGCCAACACAUCAGCAGGAAUUCCAUCUCAGAUGCAGCUUGGUUUGCUUUCUCCACUUUACCUUCGAAGGCUUUUUGAGCGCAUGGGUGCCACUUAUAUCAAGUUAGGCCAGUUUGUAGCAUCUGCGCCAACUUUGUUUCCUGCAGAAUAUGUUGAGGAAUUCCAGAAAUGCUUUGACCAAGCACCAGCUGUCCCAUAUGACGUGAUUGAAUCAAUAUUACGUGAGGAGCUGCAGCGGCCAUUAGAUAGUGUGUAUGAAUACAUUGAUCCGGUGCCAAUAGCCUCUGCCUCAAUAGCACAGGUUCAUGGGGCUAGGUUGAAGAGCUCUCAGAAAGAUGUGGUGAUUAAAGUUCUAAAGCCUGGUAUUGAAGAUACUUUGGUUGCUGAUCUGAAUUUUAUCUAUGUUGUUGCACGUGUUUUAGAGUUCUUGAACCCUGAACUACAAAGGACAUCACUGGUAGGCAUUGUAAAGGAUAUAAAGGAAUCAAUGCUUGAGGAAGUUGACUUUAGAAAAGAGGCUGCAAAUAUUCAGGCAUUUCAGGGAUACAUUGAUGCAAUGGGGUUUGACAGGCAGGCAAAAGCCCCAUUUGUGUAUCAGCACUGUAGUACAAAACGUGUAUUGACUAUGGAAAGAUUGUAUGGAGUUCCGCUUACUGAUCUUGAUUCUAUAAGAUCUCUUGUUCCUGAUCCUGAGUUGACUUUAGUCACUGCCCUUAAUGUCUGGUUUGGAAGCUUAAUUUCAUGUGAAUCCUUCCAUGCUGAUGUACAUGCUGGAAACCUAUGGUUGCUCCGUGAUGGGCGAAUUGGUUUUAUUGAUUUUGGGAUUGUUGGUCGAAUAUCUCCAAGAACUUGGGCAGCUAUGGAGGUCUUUUUGGCUUCUUUUGCAACUGAGGAUUAUGAUGCUAUGGCCUCUGCCCUCUCUGAAAUGGGUGCUACAGGGAAUGAUAUAAAUACUAAUGAAUUUGCAAAGGACCUGCGAAAGAUAUUCUCAUCGAUACAGGACCUGGAUACUGAAAUCAUAGUGGCAACAGCAAGGACCCCUGAUGCUACAGCAGUAUCUGCUAAUGUUGUCCUUGAUGAGAGGCAGAUGAAUGCUCUUUUUCUUGAUCUGGUCAGGGUGAGCGAGUCUUACGGGCUGAAAUUUCCUCGGGAGUUUGCUCUUCUCAUGAAGCAGCUGCUGUAUUUUGAUCGCUACACAAGACUGCUGGCUCCCAGCAUGAACAUGCUGCGAGACGAGAGGAUCAACAUCUCCACCAAUCGACAACCAAGAAGAACUGAUAGAUUUCAGUGAAGCCACGUCGUUAGUCACCGGCCACGUACUAGAGGAGUCGUGAUGGGCGAUAAUAGCAAGCUCAUGUGACCCAAUACUGUAUAUAGUUUUGCCAGACCAGCAUAGAAAUGAACCACACGCUAGAAAUUGUACACUCCGUCGUAUUCUGGGAUUGAGCGUUAUAUCGUACUAGUAGGUAACAUGUAAAGGCUGUAUCCCACGACCAAAGUAAAUUUCAGAUGAACUGCUUUUGUCUC